Messenger RNA from Ceutorhynchus assimilis (cabbage seed weevil), 2838 nucleotides. The record is from the annotation of a GenBank genome assembly. Lineage: Eukaryota; Metazoa; Arthropoda; Insecta; Coleoptera; Curculionidae.
AUGAUCAAACUUACCGAUAAUAACGACGAAUUACCUUACGACAAUUUGUCGUAUUCGUCAAAUUGUCGUAGAAUAACGUACGACAAUAUAGGUAAUUUGUCGUUUUUCUCGGACGCGCCAUGUACGCCCAACAGCCAGGACCAAUGGGCAAUAUGGAACCUUGCAACAAAAGGUUCUUUUCAGAAACAAGAAGACGGUACAGAUGGUUAUUGGUGCCUCAACAAGGUGGAAGGUUCUAGGUCAAGAGCCUUCAACGAAUACGAUUUCCAUUCGAAACUGAUCAGCUACUUCAUAGGCGUAAUGAUGGGAAUUUAUAUGAGGCACGAAAAGAAUAAAAAAGUUGUCAUCAGUAAAACUCUCAACCUUUGUCUAUGGUCUCUGGCGCUAGCCACCAUGCUAGGAGUAAUUAUCUACAGACAACAAGUCCAAAUAGCAAACGACUACGUAGGCAAAUCCUUGUGCUACAGUGUCACUAGACCAAUGUGGUGCCUGGCACUUAGUUGGAUAACAUACGCAUGCUCAACCGGCCACGGCGGUAUAGUCAACUGGUUUCUCUCCUGCCCUUUCAUGCAACUAGGAGGCAAAUUGACUUACUGUAUUUACAUUGUACAUGGAAUGGCGAUUGCGCAUUAUGCUUUUGGUCAAGCGAAUAAGUUGUACUUUUCUGAUUGGAUUGUGUUCUAUGAGAAUUGUGGGCACUUUAUUGUGUCGAUGCUGAUUGCUACCGUGUGGACUUUAGCCUUCGAGUCGCCGAUGAUUACUAUUGAGAGGCUGAUUUUUGAUAACCCUCUCAACCAUCACCUAAUUAAUCUUAAGUGUUUCCAAUUGUUAUUAUCUCGACUUAGUUGUAUAAUAAAGUUUUCAGUUUUUACAAUGAUUUUGAUUGUUUUAAGUUUGUUUUUCGGAAGAGUUACGGGACAAUUUGAGAAUGUUGCCCGAAAUGGUAUCGAUUUUAGGGAUGUUUGGAAGGAAUUUAGGUCAGGCAACGCUACAAUUGAUCCUGGAUGUGCCAGGCAAUUGCUUGAACUUCAGGAUAAUGAAGAUGUUUUAGUUAAAAAGCCAGUAAUAAUCAAAAUUUUGACUCUUGAUUCCCUCGAAACAAAUCACUCAGACUCAUGUGCUGGUAACAAAUCAAAAUUCUUCACUCUAGUGGCAGAUUCCUGGUCGAAAUUCCCAUACACCGGCCUAGUCGAAGCAUCCCGAAACGAUUACGGACAGUACGACGAGUGCCUGGGAAUCAAAUUGAACACCGAAAUUGAAAUUUUGGGCAAACAUUGCACCUACGGCCUCAUAAUUCCUGAUCCAACUUACACAAACACAACCGAAAUGAUAAGCAAUGGCUGGAAGUUGUCCUAUUGCGUGCCGCAACUGUGCACUUCCAAAGAUUUACAAGCCAUUACAAAUUUGUCUUUGUUUAACGAUUUGAUUUGUACUACAAAUGAAUCAAGUGGUUUUGAUUUUGGGACAAUAUUGACUAUAUUCCUGUUUGUCUUGGUUGUUUGGCUGAUAAUUGCCUCAACCAUUUACGAUUUGCUUCAACCAACAGUUAAUAUUUAUAAGGCGUUUUCGUUAAGGGCCAAUUGGAAAGUGCUUACGCAGUCACGGCCUAAUGAAAUUCUGUGUUUUCACGGAAUUAAGUUUAUAAGCAUGUGGUGGAUAAUUGCAGGUCACAAUGCUGUCGGUUUUGAGGUAUAUCCUGUGGUUAACAACAAUAAGGUAACAGAAUGGCAACAAAAAAUGUCUUCGGCUUAUAUAAUGACUGGUCAUUUGGCAGUGGACUCGUUUUUUUUCAUUUCGGGUUUCCUGCUCGGGUAUUUGUACUUUAAAAACCAGCUCAGCAAAAAAGGAGUAUUGGAUCAAAUCAGGGCGGUACCUUCAAUGAUACUUCACAGAUAUUUAAGGCUCACUCCUGCGGUUUUGAUGAUUUACCUCUUCUCUGUUUACAUAUUGAAAUACACAGGCGAUGGGCCUCUAUUUUCCUAUAGAGUCAAUGGGGCUCUGAACGAGCCUUGCAAAAACCAUUGGUGGGCAGUGUUCCUUUACAUCCAAAACUAUUACAUUUUUAAUUUAGGAGAGGAACUUUGUAUCACUCCUUUAUGGUACUUGUGCGCAGACACGCAACUCUUCCUUUUAGCUCCACUAAUCCUAAUUCCCAUUACAAUUUUGUAUAAAAACUCAUUUAAACAAACCAUGAUUGCACUACUAGGCUUGAAUAUUGUUUGUGUAUUGGUACCAAUAUUUACAAAACUAAACUGGAAAAACUAUGAUCCAAAUUUUAGUGAAUACGACACUCAAUCUAGACUUUCUGAUUAUUUCAUUGGUGUAACAAUGGGCCUUUACAUGCAACAUCAAAAAAACAGGCAAUUCAAACUAAACAAGAUUCUGAACAGCAUAAUUUGGAUUGUAGUGAUUCUAUGUAUGUUGGGAGUAAUACUGGUAACCCAAAAUAUCAACCUAAACUAUGGAUAUUUGGCCAAAACCUUAUGCUACAGCCUCACUAGGCCGAUUUGGUCCUUGGGACUUUGCUGGAUCACUUUCGCUUGCGCCACUGGACAAGGAGGAUUUAUCAAUUGGGUACUUUCAAAUGGCUUUAUGCAACUGGGAGGCAAAUUGUCUUAUUGUGUGUACCUAGUUCACGGGCCUAUAAUCGAACAUUGGGCUUUGACCGAUAAAGUUAGAAGACAUUUUUCGGAUUUUGAUAUGUUUCACGAUUGGUGCGGGCACUUUGUGUUGUCAAUGCUGGUGGCUACGUUUUGGACGUUGGCUUUCGAGCUGCCCAUGAUUACCAUUGUUAAAUUUGUACUUCGAGUUGGAAAUAAAUGAGCUGUGAAAAAUUUA